This is a messenger RNA of Mucor mucedo, 1227 nucleotides long. RefSeq lists its product as uncharacterized. The record is from RefSeq and is a predicted model, not a curated record. The transcript is spliced from 10 exons. NCBI's taxonomy places the organism in Eukaryota, Fungi, Mucoromycota, Mucoromycetes, Mucorales, Mucoraceae. The coding region runs from base 1 to 1227 and encodes 408 amino acids. Gene Ontology annotation, molecular function: RNA binding.
AUGUCAAGUGCAGUGAACGAAUCCAUGGAAGAAGGAGGCAAUCCUGCAAACACCAUUUAUGUGGGCAACCUCGAUCAAAGAGUAACUGAUACCAUGUUACACGAGAUUUUUGAAACGGUUGGUGCUGUUGUUAGUGUAAAGAUUGUGUCUGUCAGAAGACAUACCUCUUAUGCUGGUGUCAACUAUGCUUUUGUUGAAUUUGCUGAUCAACGAGUAGCUGAACAAGCUAUUCAAGACAUGAAUGGUAGAAAGAUUUUCAACUAUGAAAUCAGAGCUAAUUGGGCUCAACAAGCAAACAACAACCAAGUGCAAAAGGAAGAUACAGCAUCUCAUUUCCACGUAUUUGUUGGUGAUAUUGCACCAGAGAUUACGGAUGAUGCUCUUGUUCAAGCCUUUUCUGUCUUUGGCACCAUGUCUGAGGCUCAUGUCAUGUGGGAUCCAGUUUCAGGAAAAUCCAGAGGUUUUGGUUUUGUUGCAUUCCGAGACAAGACCGAUGCUGAACAAGCUAUUGCCACCAUGAAUGGUGAGUGGUUAGGAUCCAGAGCUAUUCGUUGUAACUGGGCCACACAAAAAGGCCAAACUGCAACUCCUGCUCCUCAACCAGGUCAACAAUUACCUUACGAAGUGGUCAUUCAUCAAACUCCUGCUUAUGUGACCAGUAUCUAUAUUGGUAAUUUGCCUCCUAACGUUUCUCAAACUGAAUUGGUUCAACCCUUCCAAAGAUUUGGUUAUGUUCAAGAAGUCAAGCUUCAAGCAGAUCGUGGAUUUGCUUUUGUAAAGAUGGAUACGCAUGAAAACGCAGCCAAUGCCAUUGUUCAUUUGCAAAACAUCAAUUUGAACGGCAGUAUUGCAAAGCUUUCUUGGGGUAAAGAUCGUCCCCCUCCCGGAUGGCAAAACUAUGGUGGUUACCAUCAACAACCACAACAGAAUUAUGGAGCACCAUCACCAAUGGGAUAUGGAAAUAAUAAUAAUGGAGGCCGUAACGGACAAGGAGUAGGAGGAGGACCUGGCGGAAAUAAUAAUGGAGGAAGAGGUGGUAAUAAUAACGUGUUUGGUGUCCCUGCACAUUUAACAAAUGGUUAUGCUUUCCAUAACGCCGGUAAUAUUCCCAGCCUGGACCCUCAUGGUGGUUCAGCGGUUGCAGCUGCUCAUGCUGCUCAAUGGAAUCAACAAGCCGCCGUGGCUCAACAACAAAAGUUAUAUGAUCAAUAUAAUAAUGGUCCUUAA